Molecule: messenger RNA, 492 nt
Organism: Clonostachys byssicola
Lineage: Eukaryota; Fungi; Ascomycota; Sordariomycetes; Hypocreales; Bionectriaceae
Source: the annotation of a GenBank genome assembly
AUGAUUGUUGUCAAGAACCUCUCUAUUGCCGCAGCACUCCUGACUGGAGCUGCCCAACAUGCGCUCGCGGCUCCCAUUGCAAGUUCGGAUCUCGUCCUUAGAUCUGGCGCUGGCGUUAUUAAUGAAGCCGUUCUGGGAGCCCGUGCCGUUGAUAUUGAGUAUCCUGGCCUCGAAGAGAGAAAAGUGAACGGCAAGAGGCUUCUGCAUAAUUCCGCAAGGGUUGGAAAAGGCCUUUCAAAGAUUCUUCUCCGCGAUCUAGAGACAGACAAAAAUUUUGAGCUCAGUGAGCAGAUGAUGGCGGUUGAGAUUGAGGGCCGUGAUCUUGAGGAGAGAAAAAUCAACCGCAAAAAGCUCCUUCGAGGUGCCGCAAAGGUUGGGAAAGGCCUUCUCAAAUUGCUUCUCCGCAACGGAGAUCUUAAGGAGCGUGAUGUUCAAUUUGAUGAGCGUGAUCUUGAGUACGUCUUUGCCCGCUAUCUCCAAGAUGGGGAGUAA